This is a messenger RNA of Toxorhynchites rutilus septentrionalis, 569 nucleotides long. It is a transcript of the gene RpL37A, whose product is annotated as 60S ribosomal protein L37a. The transcript has 3 exons. Gene Ontology annotation, biological process: translation. Bases 146 to 415 code for a protein of 89 amino acids. Gene Ontology annotation, molecular function: structural constituent of ribosome. NCBI's taxonomy places the organism in Eukaryota, Metazoa, Arthropoda, Insecta, Diptera, Culicidae. Gene Ontology annotation, cellular component: ribosome. The record is from RefSeq and is a predicted model, not a curated record.
ACGCAACCUUACUGUCAUCGUCAACGUCAACCUAGUUUCCGGUUGUCUCGAUUCUCUUUCUUUUCCCGUCAUCUGUGAUUGAAGAAACUGCACACUUUUUGUGUCAGGUUUAAAAAUCAAUCAAUUUCAGUAAUAAUUUAUUAAAAUGGCCAAGCGUACCAGGAAAGUCGGAAUCGUCGGUAAAUAUGGUACCCGUUAUGGUGCCUCUCUGCGUAAGAUGGUGAAGAAAAUUGAAAUCACCCAACACGCCAAGUACACCUGCACAUUCUGCGGAAAGGAUGCAAUGAAGCGUUCCUGCGUCGGAAUUUGGUCCUGCAAGCGAUGCAAGCGCGUCGUCGCCGGCGGUGCAUGGGUGUACUCGACCACUGCCGCUGCCUCGGUGCGAUCGGCUGUCCGUCGUCUGCGCGAAUUGUAAACUGAAAUUUGAACUAUCAAAUGAGGUUGAUAAGGAGUGUAAAUUAUUUUACAUUAUCGCACUCUCAGCAACUCUGGUUCUGUGCUUAGGCGGUACCUGUCACAAGUGUGGAGUGAAGUAAUAAAGGUGAAAAGAUUGAAAACUGGAAAGAGAA